UUUUGACUCCCCAUCCCUUUAUAUUUUCCCACACCCCCCCACCACACAACCCCCAAAACCUCUUCCUCCUCAACACACCCAAAACAACUCCUCAUCUUCUCAAAUCUUCCAUGGCCAUUUGAGCGCCGCUUGAGAUCUUAACCUCGUCUGCGUUUCUAACAGUUCAAAAAUGGCGGUGGACCUGAUGAACUUUCCGAAGAUGGAAGAUCAGAAGGCUAUACAGGAAGCUGCAUCGCAAGGCUUGAAGAGCAUGGAGCACCUGAUCCGCUUUCUAUCGCACCAGCAGCAAACUAAUCAGUCGUCUCGCUUGGACUGUACGGACAUCACCGACCACACCGUCUCCAAGUUCAAAAAGGUCAUUUCGCUCCUGAACCGGACCGGCCACGCCCGGUUCAGACGCGGACCUGUUCAACCGGAUCAACCGGUUCAGUUCCCCUCUUCUUCUUCUCAUCCCUCGUAUUCACAAACAUUGAGCUUGGCUCCGGCUCUGAAUCCGAGGCCCUCUCCUGCGCCGGCUCCGGUCACUACACUACCGAUUGUCCCGCCGGCUCCGAUCGAGUCGAGCUAUGUCCAAUCUCAGCCGCACAGCAUGACGCUAGACUUCACGAGGCCUAAUGUCUUCGCAUCAAAUCCUAAGAGCACGGAGAUCGAGUUCGCGAAGGAGAGCUUCAGCGUCUCGUCGAGCUCGUCGUUCAUGUCGUCGGCGAUCACCGGAGACGGCAGCGUUUCGAACGGCAAACAAGGAUCGUCGAUCUUCCUGGCACCCGCGCCGGCCGUCUCCGGCCCAAAGCCUCCGCUCUCUACGGCGCCGUUUAAGAAGAGGUGCCACGAGCACGACCACCACUCCGACGACGCGUCGUGCAAGUAUUCCGGCUCGGGUUCUGCUUCUGGCUCCGGCAAGUGCCAUUGCUCCAAGAGAAGGAAAAAUCGGGUGAAGAAAACCAUUCGGGUCCCAGCGAUUAGUUCAAAAAUCGCCGAUAUUCCACCGGACGAGUACUCGUGGAGGAAGUACGGUCAAAAGCCGAUCAAGGGCUCACCCUACCCAAGGGGAUAUUACAAGUGCAGUACGGUUAGGGGGUGCCCAGCAAGGAAACACGUGGAGCGUGCCCCGGAUGAUCCGGCGAUGCUGAUCGUAACAUACGAAGGGGAACACCGUCAUGCGCCGGAGAACGUGGGGUUGGUGUUCGAGUCAACGUGAGGGAAAGUGGGUGGAAAGAGAAGGUAUGUGGGUGGAGAAAGCGAUUGUGGGUGUGGGUUUGAUGUAAAAUUUUAUUUUAUUUUUAUUUUUUUAGUUGAAUUAAUUAAUAGGAUAAUGGGGGGAAUAGAGAGGCAGAAUCUCAAAUCUGUAAAAGCGGUGUUUAGUUUAAUUAAUUAAAUUGUACUUAUUUAAUUAA
Molecule: messenger RNA, 1394 nt
Organism: Prunus mume (Japanese apricot)
Lineage: Eukaryota; Viridiplantae; Streptophyta; Magnoliopsida; Rosales; Rosaceae
Product: putative WRKY transcription factor 17
Biological process (GO): regulation of DNA-templated transcription
Molecular function (GO): sequence-specific DNA binding; DNA-binding transcription factor activity
Source: RefSeq, a predicted model, not a curated record